ACAUGAUAAUCUACCAUCGAUUAAAAGCUAACAGUGCGGAGGGGACAAAACACCAGCCGAAAUAAAGUUUGGACGGGACAGGGCUGUUUUAAACCAAGCGAAGUGUUUCGACAGAAACGAACAGACGCUUGUCGGGCUCUUUGCCCCACUUUUGGAUUACGAUAUGGACGCUUUGAAAUCCGCUGGAAGGGCAAUUAUACGGAGCCCCAGUAUCGCCAAACAGUCGUGGGGUUCGGGCAGACAUAAAAAGCUUCCAGAGAACUGGACGGACACGAGGGAGACCCUUCUGGAGGGCAUGGUGUUCCAGCUCAAGUACCUGGGGGUCACAAUGGUUGAGCAGCCCAAAGGAGAGGAGCUGUCUGCGGCUGCUGUCAAGAGGAUAGUGGCCACGGCCAAAGCCAGUGGGAAAAAGCUCCAGAAAGUCACAUUAAAGGUCUCCCCACGGGGAAUCAUCCUUUUUGACAGUGCCUCCAACCAGCUGAUAGAAAACAUCUCCAUAUACAGAAUAUCCUAUUGCACGGCGGACAAGAUGCAUGACAAAGUGUUUGCCUACAUCGUCCAGAGCCAACAAAAUGAAGUCCUGGAGUGUCAUGCCUUCCUCUGCCCCAAGAGAAAAAUGGCCCAGGCGGUAACCCUAACAGUGGCUCAGGCUUUCAGAGUGGCGUUUGAAUUCUGGCAGGCUGCCAAGGAAGAGAAAGAGAAGCGAGUGAAGUCAGGUUCAGACGGAGAAGGAGCCAGCAACUCCCAGUCGGACAGCUCGGCCAGCCUGGGCAGCCUGAAGGGAGGAGAGGUAGCCACAGGAAAACUUCUGGAUUUGGCAGAGGGAGCCAACGCAGCGCUGGUCCACUCAGGAACAAAGCAGACUGAAUCGGAUCCCUUUAUGGUGCAUAAUCACGCAACAGAGAACAACAAUACUGUAUGGGAGUUGGAGGAUGGUCUGGAUGAGGCUUUCUCAAGCCGCAGUCUGGAUAGCUUUGAAUCCUACUCAGACUCGCUGAGUCUCGCACUAACCCCCAGGUCCUGGACAUUGGGGUAAACCCUCAGGACUUCAACACUGAAGAGUGCCUGUCCCCAGGCAAAUGGGACCAAGAGGACACAGACUUCACUGCACAAAAAGACACUUUUGGGUUCUAAAGUGAAGCCUCUGCCAAGAAGGGAAAGACAGAGAAAGAUGUGGAGAAAUGGUGGUAAAACAAGGUUGAAGAGUGGAGAAGUGGCAAAAAAAGACAUUUGUGAUGUCAGUAAGGUUUCCCACCUUCUCCCUGCUGCCACGUCCUCUCAGUGGUGCCGUCUAGUGGCUCUCUGAUGCUUCUGCAUCUACACGACCAGAGAAGGACAACGUGAGCAGGCUGCUCACAGAACAGCCAAAGCAAUACAAACCAAUUUAUCCCUUUUCAAAAACAUGCAGUCAUUUAAUGUUUGUUACAGUCAGUGUAUUACUUCCUUUUUUUUUGUGUCUGUUUACCCAUUCACUCUUCGUAAUGUGUUCGUGGUAUGUGCUUGUGUACAUUGCAUUUAAAUAAAGUGUGUGUGUGUGUGUGUGUGUGAGAAUAAAUGUACAGUGAGAUAUAAGAACUAUGAUGUGAUUUGAGUUUGGAACAGUUCAAGUGUCAUUAAGGUAAAGGUCAUUAAGGGUGCUGUUAACGUACUUGAUUUACUUAGAGAUGGAGAAAUGUAACUGGAUAAGAGGGAAAAGUCACCAGUUCCAGUAAUGGGCAAAACAAUAAAGUUACUACCUAUGUACUUCAAGGAUUCAGCCUUUCGUUGGGCAACAAAAGCUUUAAAAAAAAAGUGUGUAUGUGUUGGUCAAGUUAUGUUUGUGUGAAAAAUGGAUGAAAACAAAUUGACAAUCUUAUUUUUUUUUUUCUAAUGCAAAAUCUAUUUUUGCACUCAGCAUUCAUCCAUUUUUAAAAGCACACAUUUCAUGUAAGGGAAUUUAAUGUCAAUAAGCAUCAAACUCAUUAUCCAUGCUUAUAUAUACAGUGCCUCUAUUCGCGCUUCCUCUUGGACUUUUUAAAAUUGUUUUACAACUUUGAAUCCCAGUGGAUUCAUGAUGCUUUUUUUUUCCCCACUGUGAUGUGGACGACAGUCUUGCGUCUCACAAGAUUUUCCGACAUUGUAGAGAACUGCGAAACUGCAAACAGCAACACGUUUCAAAGUAAGCCAGUCAUGAAUCCCCCUCUGGCUCAUGGACGAGACUGGAAAGGGGAGGGACGUCUAGAGUUGUUUAGUCUUCACUUUAACAUUACAGUCUUUUCUUUGACCAUGUCAGCAAGUCGCAGUAAUCAACUGUGAUUCAUAGUUGAAAAAAACAAAACAAGAAGUCCAAGGGGGAAACUGUUUUAUGGCACUCUACCACUGUAUAUUAAAUUACAGAUGGGGGGCAAAUUAAAGGAAAAACCUGAGUUAAAGAGUGGAGAAAUAUAUCAAAUGCAGAUACUUCCGUGCACCACGGCUCACUGAACGAUUUGAUGAGAAUGAAAAUGAUGAAAUGGUGAAUAAAAUGCUACGGCCUUUGCAGUCACUCAACCUGGUUUCACACUUAUGGAAGAUUUUGGACCAAUCUGUAAGACCGUGCUCUCCACCACCAUCUCCAUAACACCAAAUGAUAUAAAGUUUCAUCCUCAGAUUUAUUUAGUAAUGUCUGUGGCUGUCUCUGAUGCUAUAUGUCCGCUUGUUAUGUCUGGCUGUACUCAGGUGUCUCUUGAAAAAGAGAUCUUGAGCUCCAUGAUAUUACCUGGUUAAAUCAAGGUUGUAUAUCUAAAUGAGGGAACAUCUCGUGGAGGAGGUGUUCAUCCCUCCAACAGAGUUCCACAGACUUGGCAAGGAGCACUGAAGCUGUUCUGGAGGCUCAGACACAUCAUGUUGGCUUUUCCUUUAAUAUGUCAUCCAUCUGUAUGUUGUUGCAUUGACUUUGCUAGUUUACUAUUUUUUUUCCGGGAAUGGUUCCCAGUGUUAUUUUUGGCAUUUGUUUAUGUAUACAUUUUAUUUAAUUCAUUAAUUUACAUACAUUUCAAUAAAAGUAAAAUUGUG
Messenger RNA from Siniperca chuatsi (mandarin fish), 3033 nucleotides. It is a transcript of the gene ldlrap1b, whose product is annotated as low density lipoprotein receptor adaptor protein 1b. The transcript has 10 exons. The record is from RefSeq and is a predicted model, not a curated record. Gene Ontology annotation, cellular component: early endosome. NCBI's taxonomy places the organism in Eukaryota, Metazoa, Chordata, Actinopteri, Centrarchiformes, Sinipercidae. Bases 164 to 1036 code for a protein of 290 amino acids.